AUGACACAUUUUGUUAUUUCUCUAUUUGCUGCUUUGGGUGUUGUUAUAAUCAUUAUUGUAUUUGGUCUCAUUUUGACACAAAUAUUUAUCAGUAGAGCUGAUAUCGCUCAAACAAAUACGAAUAUUCAAUCAGAUUUACUCCAAGGUAUUAUCGUUGAUAUUGAUCAAAUACCAGAAACUCAACAAGAACCAGGAAUAACUGUCAUAUCUAAUGAUAUCAUUGAUGGUACAGCUCAUCAUCAUUAUCAUAUCAAGAAGAAAACUGUAUCUGUUAUUGAUCAAAAUAUUCAGAUUAACCAUAAGGAUCCGACAAGACCAAUUAAAACUGAUAAUACUAUAAUUUCAUCAAAUAUAAGUAUAGUAAAUCCUUUAAUUGAUAAGAUUACAUUGGAGUAUUAA
This is a messenger RNA of Adineta steineri, 399 nucleotides long. The record is from the annotation of a GenBank genome assembly. Lineage: Eukaryota; Metazoa; Rotifera; Eurotatoria; Adinetida; Adinetidae.